CAUGGUCCAUACGGAAGGCAACGCUCUACUCAAGGCCGUCUGGCAAGGCAAAUUCCGGCUCACCCGCUUACUGCUAGAGGGAGGGGCCUACAUUAAUGAGGGCAACACCCAGGGAGAGACCCCCCUCAUUGCUGCCUGCAUAGCCCCCUACGAGGAUCCCCAGAACAAGCCCCGCAUGGUGAGGUAUCUUUUGGAGAAUGGGGCUGACCCAAACAUUCCUGAUAAGACAGGGAAAUCCGCGUUGAUGCACGCCUGUGCUGAUGGAGCCGGGGCGAAGGUAGCCACCAUCUUAUUAGAUCAUGGAGCAGAUCCCAGUGCCAAGGAUUAUUCGGGGGCAUCGGCUUUGGUUUAUGCCAUCAAUAAGGGGGACCGGGCCACCUUACAGGUGCUACUGGAUGCCUGUAAAGCCAAGGGGAAGGAAGUUAUCAUCAUCACCACAGAUACGUCUCCCUCGGGAACCAAGAAGACCAAGCAGUACCUGAAUUCCCCACCAUCGCCAGGCAUUGAAGAUAAACAUUCACCUGCUCUGUGUAUGUCGCCCUCAGACAUUGAGGUGAGGACCGCUCAGUCCCCGGGAGGCAGCGAGAAGGAAGAGGAGCGAGACGUUUUCAACUUCACCAUGGCUACCAGACUGACCUGUAACCCCAUCCCACAUGGCAAAGGGAAGGAAGGUGAGGAAAAAACCUCAGCGCUCCCACCCAAAGGCAGGCCCAAGCAGCUAAAGAGGCUGAACUCUGAACCGUGGGGCUUGGUGGCCCCCUCCAUUUUGGCUGCUUCUCACCAGGAAAAGGCUCGGACCCCAGAGGAGAAGAUGAUGGCCGAGAUGAACGGGUUGAGCCUCUCCAAGAGGCCACCCUUGUCACGGAGGCACAGCAUGGAAGGCCAAGAGUCGUCCUCUCUCAAAAUGGCUUCCCACCAUGGAUCAGGAGAAGAACCCUCCAGCCUGGAAGCAGCAUGGGCAGAGAAAGUCCAUUUUAGCCACCUCCAUCAACCUCUCUCCCGGCGCAAUACAGCUCCUGAAACCCAAGAUGGCGGCCCGUGUCCUGGCCCACGAGGUCUGGCUCAUCACAAGCUGAACUGCAUGGAGCAUUAUGAAUCUGAUUCUCUCUGCCCAGACUCCAUCCCUGGCUCACCUGAUUCAGGCCGUGUUUCCAUGGAAAGGAGGAAGUACAAUGCCUCCCCGCUGACUCUGCCAGCCAGUUCCUCACGGGAGAGUUUGGAAAGCAUUCCCAAUGCCGUCUCCCCUAACAUGAUACGACGCCGGACCCCGGGCCUCCUUGAGAGAAGGGGCUCCGGGACCCUGUUGCUCGAUCACAUCGCCCACACCCGCCCUGGUUUCCUGCCCCCUCUCAACUUCAACCCCCACCCUCCCCUCCGGGACAUCCGGGCCAAUGGCAAGCCUCCCUCACCAGCACAUAAGGGGCUGAUUCCAGUAGCCCCCAGUUCCCCAAAGGCCAAGCGGCUUCUGAGGAGGCACUCAAUGCAAACGGAACAGAUGAAACAGCUGGUCAGUUUUCAGAGUCUGAUCACACCCGGGGACUCCAUGGCCAGUUAA
Eublepharis macularius is the source of this 1555-nucleotide messenger RNA. RefSeq names its product ankyrin repeat domain 34A (gene ANKRD34A). The coding region runs from base 2 to 1555 and encodes 517 amino acids. Lineage: Eukaryota; Metazoa; Chordata; Lepidosauria; Squamata; Eublepharidae. The transcript has a single exon. Gene Ontology annotation, molecular function: protein binding. The record is from RefSeq and is a predicted model, not a curated record.